Molecule: messenger RNA, 3274 nt
Organism: Bufo bufo (common toad)
Lineage: Eukaryota; Metazoa; Chordata; Amphibia; Anura; Bufonidae
Product: ERC protein 2-like
Exons: 10
Coding region: 183-3092 (969 amino acids)
Source: RefSeq, a predicted model, not a curated record
AGAGACAGAGAAAGAGACAAAGACAGACAACCACCAGAGACAGAGAAAGACAGACAACCACCUAGAGAGAGAGAGAGAGAGAGAGAGAAAAAGUUAGAAAUAGGAGAAAACAUCAAAGAGACAGAAAGAGUGAGAAGGAGAAGGAGAAGCAGAGAGGACUCAUUACUGCUCAGGAAGAAGACAUGAGCUUCAGAACUCGUAACAAGGUUGUUGUAGGGAUCAGUUCCAGAUCUUCAGAGGAAGACUUGCGAUGGUUAAUGGAGUUCAUCCGAGGGACAUUUUUGGAACUUGUAUCCGAUGUGAAGUAUCUACCAAUCACUAACAAUAACUUCCUAGAAUGGAAGGAUGAAAUGAGGAGAUGUUCGGUCGGGAUCCUGUAUCACACCAAACGUCACGGUCGGAUUAACAUUGUUGACGUAGAUGGGGCGUUAUAUCAUGACGAGCUUCAAUCACUCUACAAUACUCUAGGAAAAAGUAAGGUUCUGGUGGUAGUGGAUGAUCUGGAGAACUGCUCUGACAGCGAGAGGGAGAGGAUCCUGGACACACAAUCCAGCCUGAGGCACCGCUCUUCUCAGCUCCUGCUCUUUCCUGAAACAGGCAAAAUUGAAGAAGCAAAGAAGAAGAAGGAAGAAUUUCUGAAAUUCCUUGGCAACAAUGCAGGAGGUGAGGAUCUCCAAGUCAACACUAAAAACCCUGAAGGUGGUCUAAUAUGGAAAAGUAUCAAGGACAGGAUACCUGGCGCAUCUUUUUUCUCCUCUGGCUUUUCCCCAUUUUCCUCACAUCAAAAUAGCCGUGAAACAUCUUCAGAUCCCAAACAGAAUUACCUCUCAAAAGGCUUAGGAGGAAAACGUAAGUCAAGACUGAAAGUCAUCAUCUUCUCGAGGUCAGCACAAAGUAAUUAUGAGUGGCUGAUGGAAUGGCUGAAGACCAAGUGUGUGAUGAGACCCAUAGAUGUCCAUGCUUUCUGCAUCACCAAUAAUUCUACAAGGUUUUACUCUGAGCUCCCAAACUGCUCGUUUGCCAUCCUGUAUCACACACAAAAGCAAGGACGACUCAACGUCACAGAUGUCACAGACUCCUUGUACAAUGAGGAGCUCAAAGAACUCUCUGCUUUCCUGGGUAGAGAGAACGUCAUUGUGGUGAUCGAUGAUCUGCAGAAUACCGACUAUACCAAGAAGAACCAGAUACUGAGAAACCAGCCCAGCAUCAGUAGACUGGCUUGGGACCUAUAUCUGUUCAACGAGCUAAAGAAGAACCCUGAAAACCUGAAAGACAUACAACGAAUCCUGAUGGGGAAAAUAGAGAAAAUACAAGAUGAUGAGGAGUGGGCAGUGGUGGACACUGGCGCAUCUGAUUAUUCUUCUGGCAAACCCGCAAUAUUAUCAUGUCAAACAAGCAAAGAAACAUCUUUAGAUUCCAAACAGAAUUGCUCUUCGAGACUAAAAGUCAUCAUCUUCUCGAGGUCAGCACAAAGUAAUUAUGAGUGGCUGAUGGAAUGGCUGAAGACCAAGUGUGUGAUGAGACCCAUAGAUGUCCAUGCUGUCUGCAUCACCAAUAAUUCUACAAGGUUUUACUCUGAGCUCCCAAACUGCUCGUUUGCCAUCCUGUAUCACACACAAAAGCAAGGACGACUCAACGUCACAGAUGUCACAGACUCCUUGUACAAUGAGGAGCUCAAACAACUCUCUGAUUUUCUGGGUAGAGAGAAUAUCAUUGUGGUGAUCGAUGAUCUGCAGAAUACCGACUAUACUAAAAAGAACCAGAUACUGAGACACCAGCCCAGCAUCAGUAGACUGACCCGAGACCUAUAUCUGUUCAACGAGAAAAAGAAGAACCCUGAAAACCUGAAAGACAUACAACGAAUCCUGAUGGGGAAAAUAAAGAAAAUACAAGAUGAUGAGGAGUGUUCAGUGAUGGACACAGAUUUUCUACAGGAUGAUUCUGGCAGAAAACCCAGUGAACCAGACAUGUCUGCUAUGGGUCUACAGCAGGAGGCUUUCCAGGACAGCAGUGUAGACAAUGAACCUGCGUCUUCAGGGACUUCAAGUACAAAAUCCACUAAAGAAGGUGAUUUGUCUGCUGCUCGGGUUCGGAAAGGAGCUGAUGAUUUGAAUGGACCAGAAGCAAAAAACAUAAUUCUAGACCCCAGCAUAUCGACCCUUCAUGAGGUGGACAGUGCACUUCAAGAUCAAGUUUCUUCAUCUUUCUUAGUUUAUAAAAAAAGUAUUACAACAAAUGCUAAAUGGCAGGAGCAUCGGAACAUAACACAAGCACGAUUCACAGAAAUGAGUCAAAAAAUACAAAAACUUCAAAGCGAAAACGAGGAGCUUCAAAGUCAAAAUAGAAGAUUACUUAGGGAGAAGAAUGAAAAUGAAGAUGCUAAAAAACAGGUGGUAGAGGCAUGCACCAAGAUCAUGAAAGAGAGAGAAGGCACUAUAGAGAUGCUCCACAAAGAUCUGCGUGACAAGGAGAGGAUCAUAGAGCAGGAACGUGGAAGAAUCCAGAAUAUGGAGCAGAAAAUUGAAGAACUGAUGAAGGAACUGAGAGAAAAAAAGGCACAUGAAAUGCAGACCAGAAAAGAGAAUCUCCAACAAAAUCUGCAUGACAAGGACAGGACCACAGAGGUGGAGCACAACACAAUCCAGAAUAUGGAGCAGGUUAUUCAACAGCGAAAGAGCUACAUCCAUGAAAUAGAAAAUAAACCGAACCAAGAAAUGGAAACUAGAAAAUCCAACAGAUAUGAGGAGAGAAGCCCAGUACCUGGACAAGAAGAUGAGGAGAAGACCCAGCAUGAACACAGACAAUGUAAACGGAGAACUGAGAUGAUGGAUGAAGGCUUUCUAUGGGACACAACCAAGGGGAAUAUUGAUGCAAGGUUCAAUCAUCGGGAAAGAUCUGAAGAGAUACAAAGCCUGACCCUAGCAAAUGACCAGAUCAAGCAGCUGAAAAAUAUAAUACAGCAGAAGGAUGAAGAAAUCCAGAUGCUGAAAGCAGAAGUCCACCAGAAAGUGUCUGCCCUGGAGGCACAGGCUGCACUUAUAGAUGACUUACUGAACGCAUCAGAGAGUUGGAAGGAGAAAGCAACACGCUGAUCAGAAGCCUCAGCUCUGGAUGGAGAGUUCCUGUUCUUCCCCACUAUAUUGUCCUCUGUGGAGGCCAGCACGUGCACAGCCUCCACUGCCAUAGAAGACCUUUUCCAGCUAAAGAUUUUUAUCUGUAGAGCUAAUAUGUCAGAUUUAUUGUAAGGAUUUAAUCACAUAUUAGAAUGAGUGUG